GGUGUGCGGGCCCUGGCCUCCCGGCGGCUGCAGCCGGGAGCCUGCAGGGCGCGCGCUGGGCGCCGGCGAGCGGCUCGCGGAGGCUCGGGCAGCAGGAGGAGCGUGUGAGCUGUGGGCGUCCCUUUAAGAGCGGCCGUCCGAGCCGGCCUCCGCCUCUCAGUCCGCCGAGCGCCGCCGGUCACCUGAGGCUCCCAGGGCAACCGGCUGGCGGCAGGGCCGGCGAUCUCGCCCGCGGAGCCGGGAGACGGGGCCUGGACGCCAAGCGCCCGGAGCCGACUGCGAGCGUGGCCGGCCGGCGCCCGUCCGCGGCGGAGGAUGCGGGAGCGCAUCUGGGCGCAGCUGCCGCUGCUGCUGCCCUGGCUACUGCUGCCGCCGCCGCUGUGGGGCGGCCCCCCUGACGGCCAGUGCCCGGAGCGCGAGCCCGAACCCGGGCCUCUGCAGCCCUUCGACCUGCUCUACGCCAGCGGCGUGGCCGCCUACUACAGCGGGGACUACGAGGUGGCCGUGCGCGACCUAGAAGCGGCGCUGCGCAGCCACCGGCGCCUGCGGGAGAUCCGCGCACGCUGCGCCCGCCACUGCGCCGCGCGCCGCCCGCUCGUGCCCCCCGGCGCUGGCCCGGGGGCCGAGCUACCCUUCUUCCGCGCCCUGCUUGAGCGGGCGCGCUGCUACCGCAGUUGCCAGAGCCAGCGCCUCGGGGGCCCCGCGUCCCGCCACCGCGCCAGCGAGGAUGUGCGCAGCGACUUCCAGCGCCGAGUGCCCUACAACUACCUGCAGCGGGCCUACAUCAAGCUUAACCAGCUGGAAAAGGCAGUGGAAGCAGCGCACACAUUUUUCAUGGCCAACCCUGAGCACAUGGAAAUGCAGCAGAACAUCAAGAAUUACAGAACGAUGGCGGGCGUUGAAGACCUCCAGCUGGUAGAUCGGGAUGCCAAACCACACCUGGAGAGUUACAGUGAAGGAGUUAAACAUUAUGAGGCAGAUGACUUUGAACUAGCUAUCAAGUACUUUGAACAAGCUUUAAGAGAAUAUUUCAAUGAAGAUACGGAGUGCAGAGCCCUGUGUGAGGGGCCUCAGAGAUUUGAGGAAUAUGAGUACUUAGGGUAUAAAGCUGGUCUCUAUGAAGCCAUUGCAGAUCACUAUGUGCAGGUGCUGGUUUGUCAGCAUGAGUGUGUGAGGGAACUUGCCACCCGCCCUGGCCGCCUCUCACCAAUCGAGAACUUUCUUCCCCUACAUUAUGACUACCUACAGUUUGCCUACUAUCGAGUUGGCGAAUAUGUGAAAGCCUUGGAGUGUGCCAAGGCCUAUCUUCUACUCCAUCCGGAUGACGAGGAUGUCAGAGACAAUGUGGAUUACUAUGAGAGUCUGCUGGACGACAGCACUGACCCAGCAUCUAUCCAGGCCAGAGAGGAUUUGGCGAUGUUUGUGAAGCAUCAUAACCUGGAAUCAGAACUAAUAAAAUCAGCUGCAGAGGGUCUGGGAUUUUCAUACACUGAGCCGAAUUAUUGGAUUCAAUAUGGAGGACGACAGGCUGAGAAUCAGGUCCCUUCAGGAGUGAAUGUGGAGGGGACAGAAGUUCAUGGAUUAUCAACGCGGAAAAAGUCAUCACCCAAGAUAGACCGAGACCUAAGAGAGGGUGGCCCCCUGCUUUAUGAGAACAUCACGUUCGUCUACAACUCCGAGCAGCUGAACGGGACUCAGCGUGUCCUCCUGGAUAACGUCCUGUCGGAAGAACAGUGCCGGGAGUUGCACAGCGUUGCUAGUGGAAUCAUGCUUGUUGGUGAUGGAUACAGAGGAAAAACUUCACCCCAUACACCCAAUGAAAAGUUUGAAGGUGCAACUGUCCUGAAAGCACUCAAAUUUGGCUAUGAAGGCCGAGUCCCCCUGAAGAGUGCCCGUCUGUUUUAUGACAUCAGCGAGAAGGCUCGAAAGAUUGUCGAAUCCUAUUUCAUGCUGAACUCAACCCUGUAUUUUUCCUAUACACACAUGGUCUGCCGCACAGCCCUGUCUGGUCAACAGGAUAGAAGAAAUGACCUCAGUCAUCCCAUCCAUGCUGACAACUGCCUGUUGGAUCCAGAGGCCAAUGAAUGCUGGAAGGAGCCCCCUGCUUACACAUUCCGGGACUAUAGUGCUCUCCUAUAUAUGAAUGAUGACUUUGAAGGAGGAGAAUUCAUAUUCACGGAGAUGGAUGCCAAGACUGUGACUGCCUCUAUAAAACCAAAGUGUGGGCGUAUGAUCAGCUUCUCAUCUGGAGGAGAGAACCCGCAUGGGGUGAAGGCAGUCACCAAGGGCCAGAGGUGUGCAGUGGCUCUGUGGUUUACCUUGGACCCACUCUACAGAGAAUUGGAGCGAAUACAGGCCGAUGAAGUGAUCGCGAUCCUGGAUCAAGAACAGCAAGGGAAGCACAAACCAAAUAUCAACCCCAAAGAUGAGCUAUAAAAAUGAGAAAAAGAGUAUUCUAUCAGAUAUUUAUUUAAAUUGUUAAUCUUAUGAGAACCUUUUUAUUUUUGUACAGAGCCAUGGUAUAAAUUAACAGGUUAAUAUGAGUCACCAGAUCUCCCUUCUGUGCCUAAGGAUGCUUGCUUUGCCCCUCUCGGUCUUUCUGUCUUGGUUUUUCAGCAGGUCAUCUCUCAAAGCCCAGUCAUGCCCUCCCCACCACAUACACACACACACACACACACACACACACACACACACACACACAAUUCAUUUGCUGUAGAUCCUAAAACUCAAGCAGAAAGAGUAAGUCCAUUCUUGGCGAAACAACAGUUCCCAGACAUGCCCACUUCUAAAGUUGGCAUGUGAUUUGGACUCAGAAGGCCUUCCUGGCUCUGUGCCUUUCAGCCACCAUCUCCCCCAGGGCUGAUGGCCAUGAGUUUGACUCUGAGGAGUCUCUGGUGAGGUCAGAACUGCUUCAGGUAUUGCUGGCUUGAGGGCCCCCAGGCUCUGCAAAGGAAUGACUCUGAUGACGACUGCAUGAGAAGGAGGAGCUCAGCCUUCCCAGGGCCCGGGUGGAGUUUUUGACUCUGGUGUUUUCAGCAGAGAGCGCCGUUACACUGGAAACUUCCGUUCGCCCUCCAGCCGGGUGCCAGAAAGGACUGCCCGAGGAGUUGUGUCUUUAAAAAGGUUGUACAGGGGUUGAAGUGGAAUGGCUCUUCAUCCCAGUGACUUUGGAAGGAAAUCUUUAAUUGCACCUGAAUCAGGGCACCAUGGCCAAGUUGCCAUGGGGAGAGUGGGGUCCACUGUUGAGAAGGUGUGUUUUGUUCUUCAGGAAGAAGAAAAUGAUUUUGGAUGGAUUCCACUCUCCAUCUGCAUAUAUUUUGGGGGUCCCUUUGGUGCUCUCCAGCUCACGGAUUUUAGUGCUUGUAUCUGAUUUUUUAAAUAAAGGGAGCCUUCUUUUAAUA
Messenger RNA from Balaenoptera acutorostrata (minke whale), 3401 nucleotides. RefSeq names its product prolyl 3-hydroxylase 2 (gene P3H2). Lineage: Eukaryota; Metazoa; Chordata; Mammalia; Artiodactyla; Balaenopteridae. The record is from RefSeq and is a predicted model, not a curated record. Gene Ontology annotation, biological process: collagen metabolic process. The coding region runs from base 316 to 2436 and encodes 706 amino acids. The transcript has 15 exons. Gene Ontology annotation, molecular function: procollagen-proline 3-dioxygenase activity; L-ascorbic acid binding; protein binding. Gene Ontology annotation, cellular component: endoplasmic reticulum.